AUGUCUUAUUUGGCUGGUUCACGAUCAGUUGGACAUAAUGAGUGGCUUGAUGCUGAGAGUUACAUAAAUGUCAAAUUACUCAACACUUUCGGUGCAAAUGCUUAUAGCUCCGUCGAGCAGCAGUGCAAGCAUUUGAUGAAUCUUAGGAUGAAAUGCCUCAUCAAACGAUACAAAAAUAAUUAUCGGCUUCACAAUGGAUCGAAGUCUCAACGAUUCUCUAUGAUUUUGCACGAAAACAUCCAAUUCCCGUCAGACGGGUACCUCCAUUUAGUAGUGGUUGAUAUUGUGAGCACUGGAAAUAUAAGAUUGGUAGAAGUUCCAUUUUAUGACGAUGAGGGCUUUGAUACGUUGAUCAGCCAGAAAAGUCAAAUAGCGCUUUUUCGUGGCCGUUUCUUCAAAGCCAAGAUUAAAUUCAAUCCAAUUAAUCUACCAAAAACUUUGGCAUCGAAUAAUGGUGAUCUGCAGUUUGAUCACUUUGGUACAAUGAAAGCGAUAAAAUGCCCAGAAACCAUCAUCUCAUGUAUGGACUGGAUUGGUCUUUCAGAUAAAGACUUUUCGCUGAAGCUCUACCGGAACUGUGAUUAUUGCCCUUUUUUUCAUUCUAAACAAACCAUCAACACUUUCUUAUACCCAAAUGUUAAUUUCCAGCGUUAUGAGCAAAUUAAACCUCUGGCCAUCAGAAGAUGUUCUGAAUAUAAGAAACGAGUUCAAAAAAAGAUCGAGCGGAGAAGAAUCCUCAAACGAAAACCAUCCUAG
Messenger RNA from Auanema sp. JU1783, 756 nucleotides. The record is from the annotation of a GenBank genome assembly. NCBI's taxonomy places the organism in Eukaryota, Metazoa, Nematoda, Chromadorea, Rhabditida, Rhabditidae.